Messenger RNA from Hevea brasiliensis (rubber tree), 2036 nucleotides. Its product is annotated as TOM1-like protein 4. The record is from RefSeq and is a predicted model, not a curated record. Gene Ontology annotation, molecular function: ubiquitin binding; phosphatidylinositol binding. The coding region runs from base 259 to 1827 and encodes 522 amino acids. The transcript is spliced from 10 exons. Gene Ontology annotation, biological process: protein transport to vacuole involved in ubiquitin-dependent protein catabolic process via the multivesicular body sorting pathway. Lineage: Eukaryota; Viridiplantae; Streptophyta; Magnoliopsida; Malpighiales; Euphorbiaceae.
AAAGCCAAGACCAAGUCGAUUCCAAAGGCUGACGCCAAGAAAAAUACACCCAACAACCCAACAAAUGACAAAAGCUUAACAAAUACAAAAUCAACCCCUUUCCAUUCCUUCCACCCUCUACUCUCUUCUCACGCAUACACAUUAACAAUACUUUCCACUUCAAUUCUAAGUCUCUUUUUGAUUCCCAUUCCCUCUCGAGACAUAGGAUAACAAGGGAUAGCUAACUUAAAAUAAGGGAGCAACGAUAGGUCGAUACCUAUGGCAAAUAAUGCUGCCUCUUGCGCCGAGAGGGCUACAAGUGACAUGUUGAUUGCCCCAGACUGGGCCAUAAACAUUGAGCUUUGUGAUAUAAUCAACAUGGAUCCUGGGCAAGCAAAGGAUGCCUUAAAAGUACUCAAGAAGCGACUAGGAAGCAAAAAUCCUAAGAUACAACUUCUAGCUCUUUUUGCAUUGGAGACUAUCAGCAAAAAUUGUGGUGAGAAUGUAUUUCAGCAGAUCAUUGAGCGUGACAUCCUACAUGAAAUGGUUAAAAUAGUGAAGAAGAAGCCAGAUUUGAAUGUUAGAGAAAAGAUACUUAUCUUGAUAGACACGUGGCAAGAAGCUUUUGGAGGACCAAGGGGAAGGUAUCCCCAAUACUAUGCUGCAUACAAUGAACUAAGGGCUGCUGGAGUUGAGUUUCCACCCCGAGCAGAGAACAGUGUACCGCUCUUUACUCCUCCCCAAACACAGCCAAUAGUUGAUGCACCUUCAGCAUAUGAAGAUGUUGCUAUUCAAGCCUCUCUGCAAUCUGAUGCUUCAGGUCUCAGCUUACCAGAGAUUCAAAAUGCUAGGGGACUAGCAGAUGUGUUAAUGGAAAUGCUUAGUGCCUUGGAUCCUAAGAACCCUGAGGGGUUGAAAGAAGAGGUGAUUGUUGACCUUGUUGACCAGUGCCGAUCUUACCAAAAGCGUGUCAUGCUUCUUGUGAAUAGUACAUCAGAUGAGGAGCUUCUACUUCAGGGAUUGGCAUUGAAUGAUAACUUACAGCGAGUACUUCGUCGGCAUGAUGAUAUUGCGAAAGGUACCUAUCCUGCAGCAGAAACGGAAGCUGACACACCAGUUGUGCCACUUAUUAUUAACCAUGAUGAAGAUGAGACAGAAGAUGAUUUUGCCCAGCUGGCUCACAGUAAUAUCCACUGUAGGUCAUCAAGAGAAAAUUCACAAGGACGUGCCGAGAAACCAGUCAGUGUGAGGACUGAACCAACGAGACUCAGCCCUCUGCUUCCUCCUCCUCCUGCAUCAAAGAAGCCAGUCAAUGUGGACUCUGGCACAUUUGAUUAUCUCAGUGGUGAUGUCUACAAGUCACAAGGUUCUCCUCAGAAUUCAGAGCCCACAUCCAAUACUGUUCCAUUUCAUUUCAACACAAACCUCUCACCUCCACAUUCCCCAACUUUGUCUGCUUCAUCUCCACAGUCCCAUGCUGUAAAUUCAUCGCCUUUGUACCCUGGGCGGCCUUUAUAUGAUGAACCAGCUCCUUUAAGCAAAUCUGCUGAUCAGCUACCUCCAGCUCCUUGGGAUACACCUUCUCGUGGAUCUCUUCCACCCCCUCCUUCCAGGUAUAAUCAGAGACAGCAAUUCUUUGAGCAACAUGGAUCUAUUGGCAGUUCUACUAAUCCAAGUAGUGGCUCUGGUUCCUCUUAUGAUAGCUUAGUUGGACAAACCCAAAAUCUCUCGCUUAAUCCAUCUACUCCCAGCAAAGAAGCAAAACCGGAAGAUGCUCUCUUCAAAGAUCUGGUUGAUUUUGCAAAAGCCAAGUCAUCUUCAUCGUCCAAACCCAAUAGAUCAUUUUAGUCAGCAUAGUUCAUCUGGGUUGGUACAGCAUUUGGAUACUCGUAGGUCAAAGGUUUUCCAUGAGACUAUUAGAUUGAUUACCAGUUAAUAAAUGUCAGUUUUAAACUUUUGAGUUAUGGCUUGUCUAUGUUGUGUGGCAGAAUUUUAUGUUGAGAUGAACUGCUUAUUGAAUUUAUUCUAGUACAUAUAUUUAGAAUGUGAUUGUGCCA